Messenger RNA from Caenorhabditis bovis, 1677 nucleotides. The record is from the annotation of a GenBank genome assembly. NCBI's taxonomy places the organism in Eukaryota, Metazoa, Nematoda, Chromadorea, Rhabditida, Rhabditidae.
AUGAGUGAAAAACUCCCUCCAGGAACAUUAUGCGCCGUUUGUGACGAUGUUGCCACUGGAAAACAUUACAGCGUCGCAUCUUGCAAUGGCUGUAAAACAUUCUUCAGACGGGCACUCGUGAAUAAACGAGAAUUUAUAUGCCCAGGAAACAAGGAUUGUCCUGUGAAUAAAGGUGUUAGAUGCGCGUGUCGUUAUUGUCGUCUGCAAAAAUGUCUUGCUGUCGGAAUGGAUAAAAACUCUAUCCAAAAUGAUCGUGAUCGUAUCGGUUAUACGAAACGAAAAAGAAGACAUGAUGAUGGAAAAACUGAAAACGAUUCAUCGAAUGAUGGGGAUAAUGCAGGAAGAACGUCACGGAGUUGCAGUCCUGGGGAUAUAAAAGAAUCAAAACUCGAUUUGGCCGCUCUCGAUCCGAUCGCUGAAAAGUUGACUACUCUUGAGAACAAUUUCACUCUUCUCUUAAGUCGUUGCUCGAAUUUAAAAGUUUAUGAUACACUCGAAGAAGCGCUGAACGCUCCUAGCAAACUAAUGCAACCAAUUGACUGUGAUUGGGAUGAUCCGGUGGUUAUCGCUCAUAAAGCCGAUGAAAAAAUGCCGUUUUGGAGGCAGCGCCUAAUCGCAUUAUACGUGGAUUGGGCAAAGACAUUCUCUACUUUUCGUGCUUUGCCUUAUACGGAUAAAGUUGCUAUAGUAACGAAUCAUGCCUCGUCGUUUAUGAUAAUGUGCGAAGCGUUUCGGACACCAGAGCACAUAAAGUCCAAGUCAUCAGAAGUGUCGGAAAUUGUAAAUACAUCGGGAUCGGGAAGUAGCCGCGUGCCGUCAGAAGCCUGUAGUAGCAUUAGUGGUGGCAUUUUUGAUGAAUUCGAUGAGCUUAGUAACAUGCCUUCAAUUAACGAGGGAAUUAUUUUCAAUCAACCAAGUACAUCGACAAGAACGAAUUUCGAUGAGCGGCCAAUAAAAUUGGAGCCAAGCGAAAGUCCGGACCAUAGAGCUGAAAUGAUUCGAUUACCUACCGAAUAUGGUAGUCUUCCUGCUGACUAUGCAUCAUGGAUUCCAAAAGAUUAUGGUCACCCGCAAGCGGGACAUGAAGGGAAACCAGAUGUUCAUAAUUUCUUCGAUCCACGCCAUUUUUGCGAGGGGAGACCGGCGUCAUGUAGUUUUAGCGAGCGUUCAAUGAAAACUGCAAAUCUCAAUGUUCCAAAAUCGAAUUCUCAUAAGGGGCAUUCAGUAAGUUUGUCUGGAAUUACGCCGGUUCUUGCUAUGAUGAUCGAUCUAGUGAUGAAACCAUUUCGUCAACUCAAUUUUUCAACCACAGAGUUUGCACUUUUACAAGCAAUAAUGUUUUUUGAUCCUGACACUGAAGGUCUCGAUUUCGCUUCACAAAGAAAUGUGAUUGCUGAACAGAAAAAACUUUUGGCCGUAUUAUAUCGACACCUUUUGAAAUCUUAUAGCUUGGAUGCAGCCAAUGAACGCUAUUCUUCGAUUUUGUUGAGGAUACCGACAAUUCGCAGAGCCGCUGCAAAGAAAAAUGAAUCAUUGCAAGUGCUUGAUAUGCUACAGAUGCACGAAAUGAACUCAUUGGUCAAGGAGACAUCAUUAGGUCCUCGGCCAACUGCUGUACAGAAAAUGAUGGGAAUCGCUGGAGCUGCAACAGGCCUCAACACGUUGUUCACCUCGUGA